GAGCAUAAAAAGUGACACGGUUACCAUAUGUGCACAGCCGAGACGUAGAUCGCCGAGCAUCGUCAUUUGCUGCAUAAUGACAAGGCACUUAAGCUCGUCAUAUAAAAGAGGGUGCUCAACCGGGCUGUCUCAGCAUUCGAGCCUGUCUGUCGUCAAGAACUGGGCACUUCAGCUUAUUCACCGACUUCAACCGACGGCAUCAUGAGGGUCCUGCUGCUGAGCGCCCUGCUGGCGGUGACGGCCGCCAAGCCGCGGCAGGUAUCUCCCCUGGACCAGUGGGUCACUGACGCUCCCGCCCCGGGCCGUAAACCUGAGGGACAGUGGGUCACUGACGGACCCGCCUCCGGCAGUCGCAAGCCGGAGAUCCCCGUUGAUGACAACUUCGAGUACCGCAACCCGUCAGUCACCGACGACGGCCGUGAGCUGUUCGAGUCGGACAUGGUUCUGACGGCCGAGCAGCGCGACGGCCGUCAGGCGUCCACCAACCUCUGGACCAGCCCGGUCAGCUUCGCCAUCAGCUCCAGUUCGUCCGCCGACCGGGACGCCAUUCUGGCCGGAAUCCAGCACUGGCGGGACCACACCUGCCUCGAGUUCAACGAGGUGGCCGAGGGCUCCAGCGUGCCGCACAUCAACGUUAUCAAGUCCGAAGGCUGCUGGUCGUACGUUGGUAAGAGCACCAGCUCCGGGGGUCAGGAUCUGAGCAUCGGCGACGGCUGCACCGGCCUGGGCACGGUGGUGCACGAGUUCGGCCACGCCAUGGGCCUGUCGCACCAGCAGUCGCGCAACGACCGCGACAACUACGUCACCAUUCUCUUCGACAAUAUCCUGGAAGGAAAGGAGGGCAACUUCGACAAGCGGCCCGCGUCCAACAACUACUCAGUGCCUUACGACCUGACCUCUGUCAUGCACUACGGUUCCAGAUACUUCACCUCCAACGGUGAGGACACCAUCCGCGUCAACAACUUCCUGCACACUGGCCUGAUCGGUCGGCGCGGGGGCCUGUCGCACCGCGACAAGCAGAUCGCCAACGCCAUGUACAACUGCGCCGCCGGCUGCUCCAGUCCGCCCACCUGCCAGAACGGCGGCUUCGUCGGCAAGAGCUGCACGUGCGUCUGCCCGCCCAACACCUCCGGCGCCAACUGCGAGACCCUCAACGGCAGCUACUACGGUGACAUAGACUGCGGCGAUAUCAAUAUGACGCAGCCGGGCACCAUCACCACGCCCAACUACCCCGAGAACUUCCCCAAGAACGUCGUCUGCUGGUGGAUCAUUAACGCGCCGGCCGGCCAACAGGUCAAGGUCACCGUCACCGACAUGAAGAUGCUGUACCGCUCCAACGGCAACUGCUACUGGGACUUCCUCGCUAUGCGCUACUCGGGCAACGACUUCGUUAACGACCAGAAGGCGUGCGACGCAGAGCUGCAGGGUAAGAGUUUCACAUCCACCGGCAAUCGUUUCAUUGUCCAGUUCAAGUCGGGCAACUAUGGCUGGUACAAAGGCUUUUCGGCCAACGUCGAGUUCCUCUCCGCCUGAGCACGGUUGACACGACACUGUCGCGGAGAGUAAGGCACCCACUAAAACCAGCGGAUCCACGAAGCAAUGAGUGAACGCGUAUUCCCCUUGCCGAACUAUCCUUUUGUCUGUCAAAAAAGUGUGUAUGUGUGUGUUAAAUACAUUUUGCCAUCUCACUCA
This is a messenger RNA of Amphibalanus amphitrite, 1692 nucleotides long. RefSeq names its product blastula protease 10-like. The transcript has a single exon. Gene Ontology annotation, biological process: proteolysis. Gene Ontology annotation, molecular function: zinc ion binding; metalloendopeptidase activity. The record is from RefSeq and is a predicted model, not a curated record. Lineage: Eukaryota; Metazoa; Arthropoda; Thecostraca; Balanomorpha; Balanidae. The coding region runs from base 202 to 1533 and encodes 443 amino acids.